Molecule: messenger RNA, 1933 nt
Organism: Gallus gallus (chicken)
Lineage: Eukaryota; Metazoa; Chordata; Aves; Galliformes; Phasianidae
Gene: PAIP2B
Product: poly(A) binding protein interacting protein 2B
Exons: 5
Coding region: 367-906 (179 amino acids)
Biological process (GO): negative regulation of translational initiation
Cellular component (GO): cytoplasm
Molecular function (GO): mRNA regulatory element binding translation repressor activity
Source: RefSeq, a predicted model, not a curated record
GAGCGCGGCGCUGCCCGGGGCCGAGGGGGCCGCGUUGGCUCUGCGCGGGGCGGCCCGUGCCCGCCUGAAGGAGCCCGAGGCGACAGCGCUGCCGGGGCAGCGGCCGAUAGCCGAGCGCCGCCCCCGCGGGCUGUGGUGCGGGAGGCGCUGGGGUUCUGUUGUUGUUCUCCUUCGCGUCUUUAUUUUUGCUCUUGCCCUUUGUUUCCCGUCUUUCUGUUCUUUGGUUUUCCUCCGUCUUUUGUUUUCUCCCUUUAUUUCUUUUGUUUAUUUCUUCUCCUUUUUUUUUUUUUUCCUUCUGUUUUCGUGUUUGGCUUCCCCCCCUUUUUUCCUUUUUCCCUUUGUGUUACCGAGGCUCAGGGCCCUGCCAUGUGGACUCACGCCUUCCUAUCGGGAGUUUGUUUGGAAAGGACAUCAAGAGGAACUUGUGUUCUGUUGCUGGAAUACCUGUCUGUGUCUCAUUUGUUGCCCUGCCAGGGAGCUGAACUGACUUCUGCACGAAGACUUCAAAUCAAAGACGCAGCCAUGAAAGAUCCCAGUCGCAGCAGUACUAGCCCAAGCAUCAUCAGUGAAGAUGUGAUCAUAAAUGGUCAUUCUCAUGAAGAUGACAAUCCCUUUGCGGAGUACAUGUGGAUGGAAAACGAAGAGGAAUUUAACAGGCAGAUUGAAGAGGAGUUGUGGGAAGAAGAAUUUAUUGAGCGCUGUUUCCAAGAGAUGCUGGAAGAAGAGGAGGAGCACGAAUGGUUUAUUCCAGCCCGUGAUCUCCCACAGACAAUGGAUCAAAUCCAGGACCAGUUCAAUGACCUUGUUAUCAGUGACAGCUCAUCACUGGAGGAUCUGGUGGUCAAGAGUAAUCUGAAUCCAAACGCAAAGGAGUUUGUUCCUGGGGUGAAGUACUUAAAUAUUUGAGUAGACUGGGCCCUCUUUUGGUGGAUGUAGCACAAUUUCCACACUGUGAAGCCAGUAUUAGAAGAUUUAAUUGUAAAAGCUCUCUCUUCUUGUCACUGUGUUACACUUAUGCAUUGCCAAAGUUUUGUUAGUCUUGCAUGCUCAAUAAAAAGUGCUGAGACUGUUACUAAGUAAAUCUGUCAAAAGUUUAAUGGAAACAUAAUUGGGCCCUGGCUCUCUGCAAAGGAGACAGUGAGGUAGGAAGCACCAGUCAAGUUGAGACAAAGUACCACAUUUAUAAACCUUCUGCAGACUCUGUCUUUUAAGUCGGACUUGGAAUUUGCUUCGGAUGGUCUGUUUUUAACUAAAGAUGUGUUAACUGGUGCUAGUUUGCACCUGAUAAUGCCUUAACUUUAAAAUGAAAGCAAGGUUAUCUGAUUGUUAUGCAGAUUAGCUAACUUUCCUUUGAAUUAUCAGUAUUGUUACUAAUGUUACAUUUUCCCCUUAAAUAUAUAUAUAUUCAUGCUUCUUUUGAGCAGCCUGAGCUGUAACAGAAGUCGUACAGACCUGCACAGAGUCAUAGAUCUCAGCUACUGAACUAACAUCCCGGCGGUGGGAAGGAAGGGGUUCCCUGUACUUGCAGUAUGUUAUCAUGUUAGCAAUGUUUCACUCCCUAAUUACGUUACAGGACAUGUGAGUUUCAUCACAGUUUCUUCCAAGAGCCCACAUGCGGACAUAGCGAUGUCUACGUAACUUUUAGCCUACAACUUUAUUAUAGCUGGAUUUAACCAAGCAAACCCUAGCAUUAGUGAUUUGAGUGGUGCUUUUCCCUUGCUUUGUUUAAUCAUCACUACACGAUAGUCUACAGCACAACGACUUUUUUUUUUUCUUUUAAUAAAGCUAGAACAGUUUUGGCUUCUUAAACUUCAUACCUGGGUAGGUUAAGCUGCCAUACGUGUUCAGUGUGAAUAGUGUUUAAGUUGAAAAUAUUGUAAAAAAAUUAUAUUUUUUCAAAAAUAUUUAAAAAAAUAAAUAAUAGUAGAAAUGA